This is a messenger RNA of Oldenlandia corymbosa var. corymbosa, 402 nucleotides long. Lineage: Eukaryota; Viridiplantae; Streptophyta; Magnoliopsida; Gentianales; Rubiaceae. The record is from the annotation of a GenBank genome assembly.
AUGGCGUCGAGUUCUAACAGAGGCGGGGAUUUUUACGGUACAGGUUCUUACAGAUCGAGGGAGGGUUUAACUACGAGACAAGUAGGGGCAUCGGAUGAAAUACAGUUGAGGAUCGAUCCCAUUCACGGUGACCUCGAUGAUGAAAUCUCCGGCCUUCGCAAACAAGUUCGUCAGCUGAGGAAUGUAGCCCAAGAGAUUGAGACAGAAGCAAAAUUUCAGAAUGAUUUUAUCAAUCAAUUGCAAAUGACCCUGAUUAAAGCUCAAGCAGGAGUGAAGAAUAACAUGAGAAGAUUGAAUAGGAGUAUUGUCAAAGAAGGCGCGAAUCAUGUUAUGCAUGUUGUUCUGUUUGCGCUGGUGCUUUUCUUUGUGGUUUACUUCUUAUCCAAGCUCUUCCGAAGGUGA